AUGAUUAAAACUGAAAAAAUUCUGCAUUUGAAGAGCAGCCGCGGCCGAAAGGUCCGUGUUGUCCGCGAACAUUACGUGAGGGAGCGAGUUCCAUGCUACAGUUCUCUGUGUCAAGCCGGUUGUGACAACAAUGGCAAGGUGUUGCCUGGAGAUUUAACCCACUAUGUGGUGCCUGAUGUCGGAGUGGUGGUUGACUACCAGGAAAUCUUGGAGUUCAGAGAGCUGCAGGGUAUCGUCUUCACUCAGACAGCCUGCCAAGCUGUCCAUCACUGCAAAGGACGCAGACAAUAUAACCGCCUGCGAAAUCUGCUUAAGGAUCCCCGACAUGACAGUGUUCUGUUUGCCAAUGAAUUUCAAGAAUAUUCCUUCUGCCUGCGGGAGAUUGGGGAAAGUCAAGAGCAGUGGCAGACCAGGUGUGUGUACUCUGCAGCAGUGUGGUACUACAACCACCUAGCUGGUCUAAUGGAUGUAGUGAUGAUCACAGAGGACCGAGACGUCAUUGCUCAGUACAGCAACCUCCACUCUGGAGUAUACGUCAUUUCUGUGCAGGAAUAUUUACAAAACUUCUGGUCAGCGCUACGGGCAGCUCAUGAAUUGUACAGCUCCAUUUGCCAGGCUCUGCAGGAGAAAGAGAGUGAGUGCACGGAAAAAGAGUUUACUGACCACCUGCCGGCUGAAGUCCUUGAGGCUGGCAUCAAGUCUGGACGCUACAUUCAGGGAACACUGAAUGUCAACAAACACAGAGCACUGACUGAAGCCUCUGUUAGAGCAGAGGGUCUCUCGGAUAAAAAUGCAGAGCUGAGCAGCGAGGUGUUAGUGUAUGGAAAAAAAAAUCGUAACAGAGCUGUUCAUGGGGACAUAGUUGUGGUGGAGUUAUUACCCAAAAGCGAAUGGAGAGGGAAGGUCAGUGCCUUGACUGAAGGACAAUUGGACGAGAAGAAUGGAGAGGACCUUCAAAGUAAACCUAUGCCUACAGGAAGAAUUGUAGGGAUCCUGCAGAGAAAUUGGAGGGACUAUGUGGUGACAUUCCCCCCAAGAGAGAGCACACAGUCACAAAGCAGGAAUUCUCAGCGCAUCCUGACUGUGCCUUGGGACUACCGCAUCCCGAAGAUCCAUGUCAGCACUCAGCAGGCCGACGCAUUGCAGGACCACAGAGUGGUAGUACGCAUCGACUCAUGGGAAAGCACAUCACUGUAUCCCAGUGGGCACACUGUGAAAGUUCUGGGUCGGGUCGGUGAGCUUGAGACUGAAGUGCAGACCAUCCUGAUUGAGAAUAGUAUCCGUGUUCCGCCAUUCUCUGAUGCACAGCUGAGAGAGAUGCCUGUGAAUUCUCCCGAGAAGCCCUGGAAGGUGGAUCCUGCUCAGGUGGCUGAGCGACGGGAUCUGCGAGAUAGUCACCUUGUGUUCAGCAUUGACCCCGCGGGCUGUGAGGAUGUCGAUGACACGCUGUCUGUGCGCAGCCUUGCAGGAGGGAAGCUACUGGAGCUAGGGGUUCACAUUGCUGAUGUUACUCACUUUGUUCCUGAAGGCUCCCUCACUGACUUAGAGGCACAUGCAAGGGCGACAACUUACUACCUCGCAGACCGUAGGUAUGACAUGUUGCCAGCAGUCCUCAGUGCAGAUCUCUGCUCUCUGUUGGGGGGAGUUGACAGGUAUGCGAUGAGCGUUGUGUGGCAGCUGGACGCACGCACCCUUGCUGUCGACAAGGUGUGGUAUGGUCGCACCAUCAUCCGUUCCUCCUACCAGCUCCACUACGAGUUGGCUCAGGCCCUCCUCAAUGGCGAGCAGGCCGAAGUACCUGAACUGAGCCUGCUGAGCCCCUAUGAGAAAGAUGCCAAGUUGGCUGAGCUCACCCAGGCUCUGGAGAUGCUGACUCACGUGGCACGACACUUACGGGCCCAGCGAGAUCAAGGCGGUGCAUUGGAACUGGAAGGGGUAGAGGUGCGUGCACAGCUAGAUAAUGAAAAGAACAUCACUGCUCUGGUCCCACGCCAGCCCCUCGAGAUCCACGAGACAGUGGCUGAGUGCAUGAUCUACGCCAACCACUGGGUGGCACUCAAAAUCCACGAGAGCUUUCCUCAUCAGGCUCUGCUUCGACAUCACCCACCGCCGCGACAGGAGUUUUUCAACCAGUUGGUGGAAAGUGCCAUGUCCAGGGGCUUUGCCAUCGAUACCAGGUCAAAUAAGGCUUUAGCUGACUCUCUGGACAAGGCUGUGGACCUACAAGACCCACUUCUCAACAGGCUGCUGAGAAUGAUGGCCACUCAAGCCAUGUCCCAAGCACAUUAUUUCUCGACUGGUGCAAUUUCCGAAGAUCAAUACUACCACUAUGGGUUGGCUCUGGACCGCUACACACAUUUCACUUCACCGAUUCGUCGCUAUGCCGACAUGGUGGUUCACCGCCUUCUGACAGCGGCCAUCGAUGUUGACAAGGGACGGAGCCCCAAUAAAGCACUAGCCACUAACAAGGAACUAGACGAGUUGGCUCAUCAUAUCAACAAGAAGAACAGGGCAGCCCAGCAGGCCCAGAAGCUGUCCACAGAGUUGUUUCAGUGUCUGUAUUUUAAAGAUCGAGACCCUGGCACCGACCCAUGCUGUGUGACUGAUGCUGUCAUUUACGCCAUCCGGGACAAUGGGGUUUUGGCUUUUGUUCCGCUGUACGGCAUCAAGGGGCCUGUGUACUUGAAGAACCGAGAGGGUCUGGUGCUCUCUGCGGAGCAGGAUCGGCGCUGCGAGUGGCAGAGCGGCUCUGUGCGCCGCUAUUCAGACCACAUCAUGACCACGUCCACCAUUGGAACCACCACCUUUAAGCUGUUCAACCACAUUACUGUUCGUAUUUCCGUGCAGUCGUCACGUUGCCACGCGGACAGUGUGUCUCUCGAGCUCGUUUAUAACCGGCCGCACCAGAUUGGAGCGCUCCACCAGACUCAGUCUCACGGCCGUAACCAACUGGUUCAGGAAGUGGUCCGUUUAGCCCAAGAGGCCUCCCAGCAAGUUCAAGAGAAGGCGACCUGGCGUCCCAAACUUUCCAAAGAGGAGCAUGAGUUCUGCCAAAGCAAAAGUCCAAACUUGUACUUACUCCUGGAGGAGAUUCGUGAGCUUUCACUCAUGGAGAUAGAAUACUAA
Messenger RNA from Nerophis lumbriciformis (worm pipefish), 3126 nucleotides. The record is from RefSeq and is a predicted model, not a curated record. NCBI's taxonomy places the organism in Eukaryota, Metazoa, Chordata, Actinopteri, Syngnathiformes, Syngnathidae.